GGAGGAACCUGCAACCCUCGCUCAGGACAGCAGCGUGCUGGGCAGGCGUUCAGGACAGCAAAGCGCAGCGCAAUCAGUAGAGCGGUCCCGCAGCUCCGCGCAACCCGCAACUCCGAUCCGCGCAGCCUGCCGAGCUCCCGCCGCUGGUCUGGGAAGCAUGAGGCGCGCGGCGCUCUGGCUCUGGCUCUGCGCGUUGGCGCUGCGCCUGCAGCCUGUCCUCCCGCAAAUCGUGGCUGUAAACGUACCUCCUGAAGAUCAGGAUGGCUCUGGGGACGACUCUGACAACUUCUCUGGCUCGGGCGCAGGUGCUUUGCCAGACGUCACUUUGCCGCGGCAGACUUCUCCCAGUUUGAAGGAUGUGUGGCUCCUGACAGCCACACCCGCAGCACCAGAGCCCACCAGCAGGAUUGCCGAGGCUGCCUUCACCUCCAUCCUGUCAACUGUAGAGAAGCCUGAGGAGGGAGAGCCAGUGCUUGAGGCAGUGGACACUGGCCUCACCGCUCAGGACAAGGAAAUGGAGGUCACCACCAAGCCCAGGGAGACCACACAACUCCCAAUCACCCAACGGGUCUCAACAGUCAGAGCCACCACAGUCCAGGCUGUCACAUCUCAUCCCCACAGAGAUGUGCAACCUGGCCUCCAUGAGACCUUGGUUCCCACAGCACCUGGCCAGCCUGACCACCAACCUCCAAGUGCGACAGAAGGAGGUACUUCUGUCGUCAAAGAAGUUGUCGAGGAUGGAGCUACCAAUCAACUUCCUACAGGGGAGGGCUCUGGCGAGCAGGACUUCACCUUUGAAACAUCUGGGGAGAACACAGCUGUGGCGGCCAUAGAGCCUGACCAACGGAAUCAGCAGCCAGUGGAUGAAGGAGCCACAGGUGCCUCUCAGGGCCUUUUGGACAGGAAGGAAGUGCUGGGAGGUGUCAUCGCCGGAGGCUUGGUGGGGCUCAUCUUUGCCGUGUGCCUGGUGGCUUUCAUGCUGUACCGGAUGAAGAAGAAGGACGAAGGCAGCUACUCCUUGGAGGAACCCAAACAAGCCAAUGGCGGCGCCUACCAGAAACCCACCAAACAGGAAGAGUUCUACGCCUGAUGGAGGAAUGGUUCUCCCCCCGCCCCUGCCACUCACUAGGCUCCCACUCGCCUCUUCUGUGAAAAACUUAAGGCACUGGCCUCCCCAACACUGUGUCGCCUCCUCAGCACCCAGACCCUUCCAGCUGGUCCUGCCCGAGCAGUCCCAGGGUGUGCUGGGAAUUCAUUCUACUUCUUUGACUUCUGCCUAGAAGCUUGGGCGCAAAGGGUUUCUUGCAUCUGACCUUUCUACCACAGCCACGCCAGAUGUCCACUAUUCUGACUUGGUUUCUCCAAACGGGAGGAGACCCAGCUCUGGAGAGAAAGGGGACCCAACUGCUUUGGACCUAGGUGGCCUAUUACGGCUGGAGGAUCCGAGGGACAGGAGAGGGGCUUCGGUUGAUAUGCCAUAGCACUUACCCGUAGAAACCGCUAUUGUUGGCCAUGCUGUGGUAGGGGACGGAGUUCGGGGCUCCUUGGAAUUCACUUCACGUUGUGGGGAAGCCUACUUUAGAUAUCAACUCGUUUUUGCACAUGUUUUCUCUAGUUUCUCUGUUCAGAACCCCAGUAGGCUUUACUUCUGGGGUAAGGCAAGUCAAUCGACUGUCCCUCACCUCGCUUCCCUAAUCUACAUUCGGGAGACAGCAUCGGGGUCAUUCAGACUUUUUCGUUUUUAUUUUUAAACCUAGAAGAACCAAAUCCAGAUGCCAAAAUGUAGGCUUGGUUUGUGUGUUGUCUCUUAAGUUUGUCGCUCAUGCGUGCAACAGGGUAUGUAUGAACUAUCUGUUUGGUGGUCCGUAAGUAGGCUGGGUAGUCCAGGAUGCCAUGGGGUAGCCACCUCUUGACCAGUCAUGCCUGUGUGCAUGAACUCAGGGCCAUGGCCUGGGCCACUGCAACAUUGGACGAGCCUGUGUGAGAACUUAACUCCUAGAGCACAGUCGAGGGAUGGAGGGGAGAGAAGACUGAAGUGGGGGAGGGGUGCCGAGGGUGUCUAAGACUCUCCCAUCUUUGGUACCAUCUCUGGUCACCUUUCUCCUGGAAGUUGACAAGGCGCAUCUUGAGUAUGGCUGGCACUGGCUCCUCCAUCGAGAACCAAGUUCACCUUCAGCCCCUGUGGCCCUGCCCCAGGCUGGAGUCAGAAAUCCUUCCCAAAGAGCAAGAGUCUUUGCUUUUGGCAAAACGCUACUUAAUCCAAUGGGUUCUGUACAGUAGAUUUUGCAGAUGUAAUAAACUUUAAUAUAAAGGAGUCCUAUGAACUCUAUUGCUUUUGCUUCUUCUCUGGGCUGGUGGUGUAGACGUAGCCAGCCUUUUCUCAGACCCUGGCAGCUCAGGGAAGCUUGGCUCAAGGCUAUGUGCCUCCAAUCUCUGAGAGGUAGGAUCCUGGGUCCAGGAUUCCUCUGAUUUUUUGUUUUUGUUUUUGUUCUUUUGGUCAAACUUCUUUUGGAAGUUGGUAGGAUCAGCCAAGGUUUUACAGGGCCUGAUGUCCGCUCUUCUGAAUGGUUUAAGUAGCCAGGACUCUAGCGUAACCUGACCUAGGGUCACGCUUGGUUUGCAGAGCAGACACCUGGGACAGGCUUCCUCCCACGUGUUUGCUGGGGCACUUCCGAGGACUCCUCGCUCAACGAUGUUCCAGCUGCUGGCGAGGCUGCUCGGGGGCUCAGUUAGACAAAAGACCUGUUCCCUCUGUUUCGUUCCAGAACUUGUUGCCAGAACGUAAUGGCUGGAUGUGAUGUGGGGUGGGGGUGGGGUCAGACCGGAGACAGCGCUCAGCUGAGAGCUUGAGAGACAGUGCCCAAGCCCCAGGCUGGGCUCGUUCGU
This is a messenger RNA of Microtus oregoni (creeping vole), 2886 nucleotides long. RefSeq names its product syndecan 1 (gene Sdc1). The record is from RefSeq and is a predicted model, not a curated record. Gene Ontology annotation, biological process: cell migration. Lineage: Eukaryota; Metazoa; Chordata; Mammalia; Rodentia; Cricetidae. The coding region runs from base 158 to 1090 and encodes 310 amino acids. The transcript has 5 exons. Gene Ontology annotation, cellular component: cell surface; membrane.